Molecule: messenger RNA, 2580 nt
Organism: Lampris incognitus (smalleye Pacific opah)
Lineage: Eukaryota; Metazoa; Chordata; Actinopteri; Lampriformes; Lampridae
Gene: brap
Product: BRCA1 associated protein
Exons: 14
Coding region: 305-2113 (602 amino acids)
Biological process (GO): Ras protein signal transduction; protein ubiquitination
Cellular component (GO): cytoplasm
Molecular function (GO): zinc ion binding; nucleic acid binding; ubiquitin protein ligase activity
Source: RefSeq, a predicted model, not a curated record
GAAGAGCAGGUAAACAGUUGCGCAUAACGUCGUAAAUUUGGAGAUGAGCAGAUAUUUUUCAUCAUUUCAGCUUUUGUCAUUUUUGUUUUUAAUUGUCAUGGGUUGCAAAGGAAACAUAUGUCCCCAUUAAAGAUGGAUUACGAGCUGCUUAAUAACGACUGAUCGUCAGAGUUCUUCAUUCGUCUACUUGGGCUGCAAGAGACGGAGCUAGCGUUGCAUGCUAACUAGCUUGACUUGAGUUGACGUGGGCGUCGUGCUGCCACUCGUCUGUUUUCUCGCAGCGGUGUCGUAUCUGCUGUAACACAUGAGUGUAUCUCUGGUCGUCAUCCGUUUCGAAUUAGCGGACCAGUCUCCUUCUCCACAGGGUUUCCAGUAUUCUGCUGUGGAUGGUAUGUCUGAAGAGGAAAUGCAGGAGAAAGCUCUGGGCUUGGCCAAGCUCUCUCUUAGUGGGAGGACAGAUCUCGAAAGAACAGCUGUCUUACACCAACAUAUCGGCAGCAGAGCCAUGGGUGACGUGGUCAUCGAGACUUUUGAACCCAACAGAGAAAUAAGAGCAGGUGAGGACACUGGUGGUUUGGGAGAAAACAGGGAGUCCCAGGUCACAAAGACUGAAGCAGGAAGUAAGGAACUUAGUGAAGGUCCACAGAGUAGCAGUACAGAGAUGAGCACAACUCCAGACUCACCCUCUAAGCAACUUCCAGACCAGAUUUCCUUCUUCAGUGGAAAUCCCUCCGUGGAAAUUGUCCAUGGUAUCAUGCACCUCUACAAAACAAAUAAAAUGACAUCACUGAUUGAGGAUGUUAGACGUAGUGCUAUGCUAUGCAUCCUGACUGUCCCAGCUACCAUGACAAGCCAUGACCUCAUGAAGCUUGUGGCACCCUUUAAUGAUGUCAUGGAGCACAUGAAAAUUAUACGGGACUCCACUCCUAACCAAUAUAUGGUGCUGAUUAAGUUCAAUACUCAGGCAGAUGCAGACAGCUUCUACACAGCAUGUAAUGGCCACCAGUUCAACUCCAUAGAGGAAGCAGUCUGCCAGCUGGUUUAUGUGGAGAGGGCUGAAGUCAUCAAAUCUGAGCAGGGAGCCAGUCUUCCUGUAAUGGAGUUAACGGAGUUGCCUAAGUGCACCGUGUGCCUGGAGAGAAUGGAUGAGUCAGUUAAUGGAGUUCUCACCACCCUCUGCAACCACAGCUUUCACAGCCAGUGUCUCCAGCGUUGGGAAGAUGCCUCGUGUCCUGUGUGCAGGUACUGUCAAACACCAGAGCCUGUUGAAGAGAACAAGUGCUUUGAGUGUGGCGUGCAGGAGAACCUGUGGAUUUGUCUGAUCUGUGGGCACAUUGGUUGUGGUCGCUACAUCAGCCGCCAUGCCUACAAGCACUUUGAGGAAACACAGCAUACUUAUGCCAUGCAGCUCACGAACCACCGUGUCUGGGACUAUGCUGGAGAUAACUAUGUCCAUCGGCUGGUGGCCAGUAAGACAGAUGGGAAGAUGGUGCAAUAUGAAUGUGAAGGAGACACUUGCCAAGCUGAAAAGAUAGAUGCGCUGCAACUAGAGUACUCCUACUUACUGACGAGUCAGCUGGAAUCCCAAAGAAUCUACUGGGAAAAUAAGAUCGUUCAUCUGGAGAAAGACACAGCUGAGGAGAUAAACAACAUGAAGGCUAAGUUUAAGGAGACCCUCGAGCGCUGUGAUAAUUUGGAGCGACGGCUGGGAGAGCUAUCCAAAGAGAAACUGGUCAUAGAGAAAAAAUGUACCCAGUUGAACAGUCGUGUCGUGAAGCUGAACCAGGAGCUUCAGGAGGAACAGGAGAUGAACCGCUGUCUGAGAGCCAAUCAGGUUCAGCUACAAGUCCAGCUGACAGAGGAGGAACGCAAGGCAAGAGAAAACGUGGUGCGGAAGGAUGGGACAAUUGCGGAUCUGCAAGAGCAGCUAAGAGAUGUGAUGUUUUAUUUGGAGACCCAGCAGCAGAUUGAACACCUGCCUCCAGAGGCUCGCAGUGAAAUCCAGGAGGGACAUAUAAAUAUCGCUGCCAGCCCCACAGACCACACUUUGGGGAUUGCAGGAGCAGGCCCGUCUGGCAGAGGCAGGAGAGGCCGGGCCAAGAGGAGGAAAUAGGGGAGGAUCAUACACUGAAAAUGUCUGCUGAAAUAAUGAGUGUUAGAUGUGGAACAACUUUAAGCACACUUAGGAUCAGAAAAGGGAGUGCCAAGACUGAUUGACACAUGCAUAUUCAAGACUUUGUAGCCAUGUCGUUAAAGCUCAGCAAACUAAACUGCUGCUUGUAGUGUUGUUUCCAGUCAUGUGUUGAGUUUCAAGUUAAUUUAUUGUUUGCAGCAGUUACACAUAGUGCUGCCAGCCCAUUGAAAUGCUUAAAAAGUAGGAGAGGCUGUUCUGUGGUCCAGGAGAAGUCCUGUAGCUGGAUGGCGAUGUUAGGAAUGUAUCAGAUGAAGUUACAGUGACAACAAACACUGCAAACUUAUUUCCCAGUUUGCACAACUUGUGUCGUUGUGUCCAGAUGAACCGAUUCAACUUGUUUGAAGUACAGUCAUGCUUUCUCCAAAUCAGGAACAUGGCAAAGAUUA